Messenger RNA from Malus domestica (apple), 3068 nucleotides. Its product is annotated as FT-interacting protein 4-like. NCBI's taxonomy places the organism in Eukaryota, Viridiplantae, Streptophyta, Magnoliopsida, Rosales, Rosaceae. The record is from RefSeq and is a predicted model, not a curated record.
CUUUAUUUUUGUCUGUUUUGAUUUAUUCAAUUUAAAAGCAAAAAAUAAAUAGAAGUGUACGUACAUGAGGAGAAAAUAGUUGUGCGUAAAUCACUUCCAUCGUUCUUUAUUAUUCGAGCUUGGUAUUUUGGUAUUUAUACGCUAGGGCUUGGAUUACUUAUUCAGUACUUCUAUGUUCUAAACAAAUCAGCAAAAUUCUCUCACAAAAAAGGGUACUAAAAAAGAAAUAUAUCUCGUCAAUAGAAUCCCCCACCAAAUAUCAUGUCACAAUAAAAACCCAAUUUUAUAGAAUAACGGUCAUCAUACUCUUCCACCCCCACCCCUAAUGAAAGUGUCUUAGAAGCAAUUACUUAUUUGAUCACUUGGAUCCUAAGUAAUCAAGGAAAAAAAAAAUGAAAACUUGCCUGAAUUAUUCUUUCAUUCUCGUUGCAAAAUCUUCCACAUUCAAUCAACCUAGAUUUGGACUUCAAUGUCUUCUGAAACCCUAGAUUGUUUUGGUUCUUACUCAAUCAACCUAGAUUUGGACUUUAAUGUCUUCUGAAACCAUAGAUUGUCUUGGUUCUCACUCUUUAAAUUCAAAGGCUGUACUUCUUUUGCUCACUUUUUUCUCAAAACCACAAUUCGGAGGGUUCUUCGAGCACCUGUGUGAAGUGUGAACAAUGUUGGCUCCGCAAAAUGCGCCAAAGAAGGAAGAUUUUUCCCUCAAGGAGAUUAAGCCAAAAAUCACUGGCAAGGCAGCCAAUACGUCAGGCCCGUCGACCACCUUCGACUUGGUGGAGCAAAUGCAGUAUCUGUAUGUGAAGUUUGAGAAAGUCAGAGGUUUGCCGCCAGCAUGUCACCCGUACAUUGAAGUGAACAUUGGGAACUACAAGGCAACCACACAGCACUUGGAGAACAAUAACCAAGUGUUUGCUUUCAAAAGAGACAAACUUCAGAGCAACAAAGUGGAUAUUUUGGUGAAGGACAAGGCUGCUGUGGUUGGAGAUGGAACCAUUGGCAAGUUUGAUUUCGCUGUUAACGAAGCUCAAAUAAGAAUUCUUCCUAACAGUCCAUUCGCGUCGCAGUGGGUUAGGCUGAAGGACGAAAAGGAGUUAAAAGGAGCAGAAUUGUUGCUUGCCUAUUGGAUGGGGGCACAGGCUGAUGGUGCAUUUAACGAACCUUAUUAUGCUGACACGGCCUCAGUAGUAAGCGGUUAUGGUGUUUCGGAAACUCAUCCCAAAAUGUAUGACUUUUAUUAUAAGCUUUGGUACCUUAGAGUUAAUGUGAUUCAAGCUGAAGAUCUGGUGUUCAGAGACAUGAAUAACGGAAAGCCACGGGAGAUUUUCGUGAAAGCUAGUGUUGGGAGGUGGGUGUUGAGAACUAAGGCUUCGCAAACUAAGACCGAUAACCCUAUGUGGAAUGAAGAUUUAAUGUUUGUUGUGGCAGAAAAGUUUGAGGACGAUUUGAUUGUGAGCGUGGAGGAGAAGGUGGAUAAUAUGGGAGGAAGUUUCACGUUAGGUAGUUGCAAGAUUCCUUUAGCGAAUGUCGCAAAGAGGAAUAAUGCUGCAGCGGCCACUGCUGUGAAAUAUAACCUUGAGAUGAUGGAAAAACUGGAGGGGAAGGUGAAGUUUGCUAGUAAGAUUCAGAUGAGGGUCUCUUUGGAUGGCGGAUACCAUGUUCUUGAUGAGCCUGCUCACUCUAUUAGUGAUUAUAGGCCAUCAGCAAAGGCAUUGUGGAAGCCGAAAAUUGGGGUUCUAGAACUGGGAAUCAUAAGCGCUUCUACACUGAAACCAGUGCGGCCUAAGAAUCGCGUUGAUGCGUACUGCGUGGCUAAAUAUGGUCCGAAGUGGGUGAAAACAAGGACGGUUGUUGAUAGCCGUGAUCCAAAGUGGAAUGAACAAUACAAUUGGGAUGUCUAUGAUGCAUGUACUGUCAUAACUGUUGCAGUUUUCGACAACAAUCAUUUGGAAAGCUGGGAUAAAUCCGGCGGGGCUAUGGAUUUACCUAUUGGGAAGGUAAAGAUUCGGCUAUCAACUCUCGAAGCUGGUAAGAUAUACAAAAACUCUUUUCCGCUAAUGGUUCUGCAGCCUUCUGGGUUGGACAAGAAGGGUGAACUCCAAUUAGUGGUGAGAUUUUCGGUUGACAGUAUGCUUAACACGCUGUGGACCUAUACGCAGCCUCUGAUGCCGAAAAUGCAUUACCUUCAGCCACUCUCUGUGGAUCAGAUGUCUAUAUUAUUGCAACAGGCGGCUGAUGCUAUUGCGUUGAAGUUGAGCAAGUCUGAGCCACCCAUAAGGAGAGAGGUCGUGGAUUAUGUGUUGGAUGUGAAGGCCCGUUCGUGGAGCCUUCGAAGAGCCAGAGUCAACUUCGAGAGGAUCGUCAAAGUUUUGGAUGUUUUCUUUUGGCUCAUCAAAAAGUUCGAUCAAGCACGCAGUUGGACUAACCUGUGGAUAUCCAUACCGGUUCUCGUUGCGUUCACUAUCUUGGUUGUUUGGCCUCAGACGCUUAUCUAUUCUCUAAUCGGAGCAUUGGUCUACUGCGUUUUCGUAGGGAUUCGAAGUUACCCCAAUAGGCCUAAACAAAUUCCUCACAUAAACACCGAAUUGUCUCAUCUCCAUACAGCUCUUCCAGAUGUUCUGGAUGAAGAGUUGGAUCCGUUUCCAACAAGAAGGACCGACGUCGAGACUCUGAGAAGAAGAUAUGAUCGGCUUCGAAGUAUUGGAUUGAAUAUCCAGACACUGCUCGGUGACAUAGCAACUCAAGGGGAGAGGGUGCAAUCUUUGCUUAGUUGGAGGGAUCCAAGAGCCACAUCUAUGUUUGUUAUCUCCUGUGUCAUUGCUGUCUUCAUACUUUCCGUCGUUCGUUUUGAUGCUAUUGUUUUUCUUGCCGGAGGGUACGUGUUAUUGCCUCCAAUUUUCCGGACCAGAUUCCCGGUAUACCCCCAGAACUUGCUCAGAAGGAUGCCGGCGAAGACGGAUGUCUUUGUGUGAGGAGCUUGAGACGGAAAACUUCCGAGCCUACUUUGCAGACAAUUGUUCCAAUUUCUUGCUUGGUUUUUGUUUCAUAUCUAUAUUUCUUUCAUGUGGUAA